GGUGAACUCUGCUAUCUUGGGAUGUCCAAAACAAAACUCUAUGUCCUUCUGGGCUGCUUCUUCUUGUCUUCAGCGCUUGUUGGGGCACGAAGUUCCAAAACUCAUCCAGAUGAAGUGAGCGCAUUGCAAACCAUCAAGAAAAGUUUGAUUGAUCCCAAUAAAAAUUUGACUAAUUGGAAUCGAGGAGAUCCAUGCACAUCCAAUUCGACUGGAGUUGUAUGCUCUAAUACAACCCCAGAUGAUGGCUAUCUGCAUGUCACAGAAUUGCUCCUGAGUGGGAACCAAUUGACAGGUUCCUUGCCUGAUGAACUUGGCUAUCUAUCGAAUCUAGAAAUACUUCAAGUUGACGAGAAUAACAUAUCCGGACCAAUACCCACAUCAUUUGCAAACUUAAACAAAACAAUUCAUUUUCACAUGAAUAAUAAUUCAAUUAGCGGACAAAUCCCUCCGGAGCUCUCCAAAUUAGCAAACCUUAUACACUUCUUUCUUAACAAUAACAAUUUAUCAGGGUAUCUUCCAGAAGAGCUUGCCCAAAUGCCGAAUUUAACCAUCCUUCAACUUGACAAUAACAACUUUGACGGGGCUACUAUUCCAAGAUCAUUUGGAAACAUACCUACAUUAUUGAAGUUGAGUCUCAGGAACUGCAACUUGCAAGGAUCAAUCCCUGACCUAAGUGGAAUACCUAACCUUGGUUAUUUGGAGCUGAGCUCAAACAAGCUAAGUGGACCCUUACCUACAAAUAAACUCUUUGAGAAUAUCACAACCAUGGAUUUGGAGAACAAUUUGCUUGUCAAUAUUUCUGGAAGUUCUUACCUCCCUCCAAAUGUCACUCUCUGGCUUAAGGGGAAUCCUAUAUGCUCCAGUGGAAGUUUUGUUCAGUUCUGUAAAUCUCAAACUAAGAAUGAAAUUAGAAUAAGCACUGCAACAAACUCCACCACCGCUGAGUGUAAACCUCAAUCAUGCCCUUAUGAGUAUUCCCCAACAUCUCCUUUAAAUUGCUUUUGUGCCGAGCCUUUGCUAAUAGGAUUUCGGUUGAAAAGUCCUGGCUUUUCAGAUUUUAUUCCAUAUAAAAAGAUGUUUGAGGAGUACCUAACUCAAAGUCUCAGCUUGUCUAUUUAUCAACUCUACAUCUAUUCAUUUGCAUGGCUAGAAGGAUCACAAGUGGAAAUGUACUUAAAGCUCUAUCCUAUUUACGAUAACACUACCAACAAUCAUUUAUUCAAUCCAAGUGAUGUUCGACAAAUUAGGAGCAUGUUCACUGGAGUGAGAAUCCCUCUUAGUGGCAUAUUUGGAUGUUACGAACUUAUAAACUUCACUUUUCCGGAUGUCUUUAAGGAUGAAUCCAGCCCCUCUUUAUCGACAGGCGUAAGUAAAGGUGCAUUGGCUAGCAUUAUACUGGGGACCUUUGCUGGUGCAGUUACAUUAUCUGCAAUCAUUUCACUUAUUAUAUUCAGAAGGCGCCUGAGGGGCUACCAUGCAGUUUUAAAACGACGUCAGUCAUCUAGAGCCUUGUUAAAAAUUGAUGGUGUCAAGAGUUUCACAUAUGGAGAACUGGUUUUGGCAACAAACAAUUUUGAUAUCUUCACUCAAAUUGGCCAAGGUGGAUACGGAAAGGUUUAUAGAGGCACUCUAGCUGAUGGCACGAUUGUUGCCAUAAAGCGUGCACAACAAGGGUCAUUACAGGGUGAAAAGGAGUUCCUAACUGAAAUACAGUUGUUGUCAAGGUUACAUCAUAGAAACCUUGUCUCUUUGGUUGGUUAUUGUGAUCAAGAAGGUGAACAGAUGUUGGUGUAUGAAUAUAUGUCUAAUGGCACUUUGCAAGAUCAUCUUUCAGGAAAGAUUAAAGAACCUUUGAGUUUCACAAGGAGGUUAAGAAUUGCUCUUGGUUCAUCCAAAGGAAUCCUCUACCUUCACACAGAAGUUGAUCCUCCUAUAUUUCAUCGGGAUAUCAAGGCCAGCAAUAUAUUAUUGGAUUCUAAAUUGGUCGCAAAGGUUGCCGACUUUGGGCUUUCACGACUUGCUCCAGUGCCAGGUAUUGAAGGUGCAGCGCCUGCUUAUGUGUCUACUAUUGUAAAGGGGACUCCAGUAAGUGUUUUACUUGACUAAAAUUAAAUCAGAAACUUCUUUUUUCUUGUAAUAAAAUUAGAAGCUUCUA
Molecule: messenger RNA, 2155 nt
Organism: Rubroshorea leprosula
Lineage: Eukaryota; Viridiplantae; Streptophyta; Magnoliopsida; Malvales; Dipterocarpaceae
Source: the annotation of a GenBank genome assembly